This is a messenger RNA of Porites lobata, 9723 nucleotides long. Lineage: Eukaryota; Metazoa; Cnidaria; Anthozoa; Scleractinia; Poritidae. The record is from the annotation of a GenBank genome assembly.
AGGGGAAUUUAAACAUGAUGAACAAGUCAACACCUUUUCAAUGAGUCGUGAAAGAAACCGAAAAUUGUAUGUUCCUGAAAGUGACCUCAGAGAGAUACAGAUCCUAGAACAGCCGGCCUGCUGACAGAAGUAUUAAGGAUUUGGCGUGCAGAUAAGAGAUCAAAGAAUAACCCAAGAGCAAAAAAAGAAAAUAUCCACCGAAGGGGGCGUGCGCACUCAUGUGUAAACGUUAACUCCUUGAAAUAUUCCGCUAGCCAGUACGUCGCGCAUUUUCCUAUGCUUUGUGUUCGAGGGAACAUCACAAUUAAACCGUGCAUAGUUUACAUUUUUCACGGAGACGCGAGGAUUACUCAACAUUUUCUCACAGUCGGCGACAUCAGACAGUCUUAUUUAAAAUCAGCGUGUUCAAGUUGAAGUUUACUUUUUGUGGAAGGGAACAUCAUGGCGCGAACACUAUGGAGGAGUUUAAUCUUAUUUUCACUACUCCUCUCUUGUGAAGCUUCCGACUCUGUAACAUUUGAAGUUUUCGAGGAACUCGAACCAGGAACGUUUGUUGGAGAUAUUUCAAACAGUACAACAGUUAAGGCACUGAACGCGAAUGAGAAUUUUAAACAGUUUAUUCUCAGCUUUCAGUUCCUUGUGAAUCAAGUAGCAUUCAGAAUAAACGCGAGUACAGGAAUUAUCCGCACCAAAACUAAGUUGGAUAGGGAAGACUUAUCACUUGUCGACGAUACUUUUCAAACUCAAGUGCGAGUAUCCAAAGGUUUUGGAAUCGUGAAUAUGCCGAUAGCGAUUAAAGUUUUGGAUAUUAAUGAUAACAGUCCAUAUUUUCAGGAAACAGUUCAGAACAUUGAAAUCUUGGAAUCUGCUCCGUUGGGCGCUGAGCUGGAAGUAACGGUUGCCGAAGACAAAGACAUCGGCAGCAACACAGUUCAAAGUUACAAAAUCAUCAGUGGGAACGAGCAGGGUGAUUUUAAGCUAAAAGUUUCUCGUCCUACUUCGGAACUCACGAAAGUCAAACUUGUGGUGGCAAAAAAGCUAGACCGCGAAAAGAACGACAGCUAUUAUUUGGUGAUAGAAGCCAGAGAUGCAGGUAACCCGUCUAGAUUUGCGACCAAAGGCCUCAACAUAACUGUUCUUGACUCGAAUGAUCACAUCCCAAAAUUUAGCAAGGAUCUCUUCACCGGUGAAAUAAGAGAAAAUUCACCUAAUGGGACAUUUGUGCUUCAAGUUAAUGCUUCUGAUAAGGACUUGGGUACGAAUGCCGAAAUCGUCUUUUCUUUAAAAUCUCGUCGACAAGAUGAAAACCUCUUCACGUUGGACGCGCAGACUGGCGAGUUGCGAACUAACGCUGUUUUGGAUUACGAGCUCUCUAAGGUUUACCAGUUGGAAGUUACAGCAAAAGACAAAGGUCCAGACUCAAUCCCUUCAAGUGCUGCUGUUAGAAUCCAGGUUAGUGUAAAAUGUUUACUUACUUAGAGUUAGAGGACUCAGAGUCCAAUCAAGUGAACAAAUGCCAUGUUCGAGGAAUAGGUGGGCUCAUUGUUUUGCAAUUUGUCGCGAUUUUAUUGUUAGGCCAAACAGUCUCUUAAUUUUAUAACUAUACAUCAUUAUGUUGCCUUUCAUCUCUAUUGUCCGUAAAUGGUUGACUUUUUAGUCUUGGUACGCUUAUGUUGAAAUUUACAAAGAGAUUUACAUGUUAUCACAACAGCAGUUGACUGACGUACAAAAAAGUCUGUUGAAAGGUGAACCAGACAAAUUGUUUUCUGAUUACCCCGCUUGCCCUAAACGAAUUGAAACCUCGUUUCUUUGCCUCGGUUCAAGAACUAAAACGUUAGAACAUCUUUUAUUUCUCAAUCUUUCAUUGCUGGAAGCCUGCUAAUUUAAACAAAGACCCUUUGUUAAAACGUUGUCUAAAACUGAGAUACGCGAAAAUGAACAGUUGAUUCUGAAGAAUUCGUUUUGAAUCGCAAACAAGGGUCUCGCGUUAUGUUGCCAUAUUACUUCACUUAGCCUCCUACUCGACUCAGCAAGAAUUAUUGCUUUUAAAGUUAUAAGAAAUUAAAUUUAGAUUAUAGAUCGCUUUAUGAGAUAUUGAGGCAGUAAUUUUUGAUAGUUUUUGUUUUGAGCGAGACUUUAAUAGUAGCGAGAGUCUGUUCUCCAGUAGGUUGUUGAAGUUUGCUGUGUUACGUUUUAAGUUCACUUUUGAUUCCGUAAAUACAGUGUAGAUAGAUUGUGUUUGUAAACGAAAGAGAUAAACAUCAGUCGUUGAUUAACUCUUAUCAUGCGAAUCCUUAAACUUCCCCGCUGUGAGUCCAAUAAUAGCGGUUUAUUAGACACAAUACAGUCUUUUUGGUGACCUGCCUUUGUGAUUAAAAUCCUAAAUAUUCUUUGUCAAACAGCGUAUCACUUUCAAAGAUACACAAUAGCUUUCCAUCAUCUUUUAGAUUAAGCUUUACUGAAAGACUUUUCAUUAUAUAUUGCUAUUAAUCAGAAAUGAAAAGUUAGCAUGUUUCACUAUACUUGCUUGCAACGUGCCUAUUUAUGAUUUAACACCGGCGAUCUAUCUGUAUUUCCUAUCUUCUUUGUGUUUGUCACUAUUGUUUCGAAGGCUUUUCCACAGCGGUCUAAUCCUAAAUGACACCGCUCUUAAGAUUUACAUUCACUUCAAAAAGGCCCAUUGAAACAGACUAAUCGUAUUUGCAUAUGAUUUUCACGAAUGUAAAUACUUUCAACUUGCCUCCGCAAGUCAUUAUAAAACGUUUGUUCAGUGUUUUCUCCUGUUAAAAGCCUCUGAAAUCGGACCGUGUUUAUCGCGAAAGUGUAUGACUUUAGCUAGCAAAUUAACCCAUCUUCAGAGACAGCUGUCUUUUUAUCUCUCAAAGCUUUGGUUAAGAUUCACGUGUGUGGUCCUCUUCCAAGCAUUCCAGCUAUGAUUUUUUAUUAGCGUCUAAAUCACUGAAAAUUAAAAACAUCCGUGCUAACAGAAAUUAAUAAACUUCAUAUUUCCAUGAGUUUUGGUGUAAUUAAAAAAUCCGCUCUUGCAGCCGGAUAUGUUUAAAUUAUGUUUGCUAAUUUUACUGUUUUGGUGUGCUAUUUCAUCUAUUCAUAGAGAACCCUUGAAAUCUGUCCGCCCUAAAAUGUUUGUUUACAUUCAUCACUAAGAAAGUAAAAUAUUUAAAUUGUCUCCAGCGUGGAUCCUGAAAGUUGGGUUCUGUUUCAUUUAUGCUGUUCUCCUCAACAGCCAUUUUCUUGUUCCUCGGUGAAGUCAACCUUGUGGGGUAAUUCAAUUUCAUUCCAAAAUAGUAAAUAUACUUUGUUUUAAUCUCUCUUAAACCAGAUUUCCACUUUAAAAGCUUAGGGUUAUGAGCAGCUUUUAGUGAAUAAAAUAUCCCGUUUAACAAACUAAACAGACCCUAUUCUAAUUAAAUAAUCCAAGGUCACCAGAUUUUUUUGAAAUGAUAAAAAACCUGAGUUAUAAAAUGUUCGGAAGGAAAGAUGAAAAAACUUAAGAAAGAGGAUUUCACCGUUAUGAACAGCUUUAAUUAUUUUUACUUCUAGUCAAGAUAAAUAGAGAUAUCCUAAAAGUUACCAAGCCUUGAUAUCAGGAAAGAAAAAAGGCUUCCAUUUUCUUGUUCUGUUCAAACUCACUCUAAAAAAGUGUUUAGUGCCUUACUGAGCUCUUAUUUGAUUGCUCACACUGAAGAUUUGAUCCUAAAAUUAAAAGCUGGAAGGCUGACCUCAGGAAAGUACUGCUCAGUCGAUUUCAUCUGAAUGAUGACUCUGCACAGGAUUAGUUGGAAGCUAGAACCACAUGACAUCAUUAGCUUGUUCUGUAGGAAAGUAAUGGGGAAGAUAACAGACCUGUUUAGGGUUUUUUGCAGACUCGUAAUUCCAGACACCUCAAGCGCGCUUUACUGAGGAUUUUUAUUAUCAUUAUUUAAGACGUCCACCAUGGUCACUCUAAAAAACCUUAAAAAUGAAUGAUUUCUAGACUACCACAUAACCUUGCUUGUCUUAUUUGUACAUGGAAAAUAUGAUUCAAUUUCUGCAAGUAUAAUAUUUCUUAGUAACAAUUUCAAAGAAAAUGAUGACCCCAACUGUUAGUACAAAUGAGUUCUAGGACUUCCUUGUCAAAUUAGAUAGACUACCCAAGAAUAUGUAGAAGUGCUUAUUAAUAUUCCUCCCUGUGGUUAAAAUAAUAUUUCUUGCUGGAGGCAAGUUUUCAGUUGUAAAUUUUAGUUUGAUGACUCAUAAAAGAAGAUACACAUUUUUGAUACACAAGCCGUGAGUAACGCUCGAAAGGCGUUAUUGGGUUUUGUUCGCUUUUAGUGGCUUUGCAUUUUCUCUAUUAGGUUAUGCGAACGCUAGCAAAACAUCCUAAGUUUGUAGUGCAAUUGAAAAAUUUUGCAUCUUAAUAUUAUGAAUUUAUUUUUUCCGGACCAAAUUCGCGCCUUAAAUGGAGGUUUCAUUGUUUUUCUUGAAUUGGCUGGAAAACAAAAAAUGAAGAUCUAAUAUUGGCAUGUUAUGUAGGAAGUUCGCGUUUUUGGCUUUCUUUUUCGUCAUGAACUCGUUACGCCGAUUUAUUUAAAACAAACUGGUGUGGCGUCAUUGAGAAUGAACACAAAGUUGUUUAUAUCAAGCGAUUCUUUCGCUUUUUGUUGUUUCAUUUGUUUAGAAGCUAUUUGUAAGUUUUUUAGAUGAAUCCUGCUGAUAGCAAUACGUCUUUAGGGUGGUUUUAAAGUGAUAUGUGACCAUGAACCGGCGAGAGCCAAGUGAUUAGUCAUCGGAAUCGCGCCUGAGUAAUUGCAUAACUUUUUGAUUUGUUCAUCUGAAUGACUUCUAAUGAAAGCAAAAGUAUAGAAAGUAAUGAAACAUCAACCAAAACUUGUCUAAUUUACGGAAAUUGUUGAUAUUUAUCAACAUGUACUCCGUUUAACCAGAAUUUUCCUCUCGAUGUUAGGUGCACGUUCACCCACGAAGCCCACACUUGACGCCCGAAAAAAGUAUGAUGCGAUUAUUAUUAAAUCUGCAUAAAAAUAGCUUUGAUAUCUUUUGGAUUCCACGGUUUUGUCUGGAGUGGAAAAUCAAUGAAUUUUCUAACGAGAGCAAUAGGAACAACAGUGAGCAUUGUUUCUAAUACGUUGAGAGUUAAGACCGAAUCUGAGCUUCAAUUGAUAAGCACAACUUUCUAGUCGCUCCGGUACCAGUUUUCCAUCUUUGUUGUGAAGAAAUGCCUAUGAUAUGUUUGUAUUUAAUUUGAGGGUUUUAGUCUCAAGCACGUAGUCAAAUUUUUAAGCUGGCCAGAAAAUAACAAAUAUUGUUCUCGUAGGCCCCGUCCACACGAAGACGAUUGUAAACUCAAGCGCUAGUAAAGGCAAACUUUUUUAUGCGUUUAGGCCUUCCGUCCACACGAAGACGAUGAAAACGCUCACCGUAAACGCAUAAAUUCGAAAACGCUCUCCAAAGUGGACAAAUUUGAAAACGCCGUUUAUGCGUCUUCGUGUGGACGGCCGUAAACGUAUAUUUUCGUAAACGCUGUGAAAACGCUGACGUCAGAUGUCAGCGCCAGUCUCUUUUAUCGAGUGCGUUUCCAAGAUGGCGUACACACGAGUGUUGAGCUGUGUCAUGCUUGCGCUUAUUUCAAGCAUAAUUGCGAGCAUUCAAUUGAAUCAUGCAAUAAUCGAUAUACAGGAAAACUACAAAAGAAGAAGACUAAACCUCUCAAGAUUGUUAUCCACAACUACAAGCACUUUUACUCGAGUAAAACGACUUAGAUGCAGACGUGAGAGCAAAGAGAGAAGAUUCUGGACCAGACCAGGUCGUACAAGCGCCUGAUGGAACAACUUUGCCGGUCAAGUGGUGAUACCAGAAGAGUCAGGAAAGAGAACUUUCGAAUGAGCAUCGUUUUAUGCGUUUACGAGCGUUUUCGUGUGGACGGGUUAAAACGCUACUUAAACGAUGAUCGUUUUCGUGUGGACGGAGAUAAAAGUAUGCGUUUACUAGCGUUUGCGUUUACAAUCGUCUUCGUGUGGACGGGGCCUUAGUUUUCUCUUAAAAUCAAACCAGGAGUUACUGUUAGCGUAAUCAAAACUGUGAACGACUUCGUUUUCGGCUGAUUCCAAUAAACUUGAGUUGCUUUACAAUCAUGAAAGAUAGAAAUAAAUUAUUUGUAAACAUAAAGUAAUCGAUGUUGUAGAAAGAGUAGUGCACCAAAAUUGGUGUUAUUUAGAAUCUCCUGGUGGUCAUUUCGAAUGCUUUUUAGGGAGGAAGUUUGACUUAGCUCUUUCUCGCGCAACUUUGAGAGUAAGCAGUGCCUCCCCAAGCAUUCCCAUGAUGCGAUACGAUAGUUCAACCUGCAUCCAGUCAAGUAAGGGCGCGAGGAAGCUCUCUCAGAAUACCUUGUUCUAUUGGCUAAUGACCCUAAAAGUGAAUGACCCAAAUAAUGUUCCUAUCCGUCAAAACAAUGCUCUGUGGGUGUGUUUUCAGAAGCCAAUGAAAAUAGAGGUUUCUGAGAACUUAAUGAUUCCAGGUCUUGUGUGUAGCCAGGUAGUGAACAAAGUAUGCACUUAUUAGCAUGUGACUUGCUAUUGGUGAAUAGUGGUAUGAGUAGACAGUGCCAUACCAGUGUCGUAAAGGUGGAACAGCACUGGUCUAUUUUAUCCAAUAAACUCUCUGAAAAACUAAAGGACUCCAAACUCGACAUCAGUUGCUUUGUCCACCCCGUUUUCCUCCCAAAAAGCACUGGAGACCGAAGGAGAUGAGCGUUAGAAGUUUGCCAUGCAUUUUAACUCUCAACUCAAACACGUAGGCUCAAACAACGAAGGCCUUGAUUCGUUGAUAGUGCAUAAAUUGCGGGUACACGUGAAAAUAUUUAGGGGAGGGAUUGCUGUACAUAAAUUGUCCCAAGUUACUAUGCUGGUCUUCGUGUUUCCCCAGACAAUUCGACGAAGCGCCUUCAAAAACUUCUUUUACUAACAAGUUAGUUCUUUGACGCUCUUCUAGGUGCUUGACGAAAACGAUAACUCGCCAGAAAUAACCGUGGCCAACUUCUCAGAGGCAUUUGACGGAAAAGGACGGCUUCCAGAGGACGUCCUACUUAAAACUCGUCUUGCUAUGGUGACAGUAAAUGACAGGGAUAGUGGCCAAAACGGUCGCGUGAGGGUCACGCUACAGCACCACAAGCAGGAUUUCGAACUAGCGGAAAUGUUCCCUGGGUCAUACAUACUUGAAGUAAAGAAUCCUUUGAGCCUCGACCGCCACAAGCAAUACAAGAUAAAAAUUGUCGCAGAGGAUCAAGGUCUCCCGACUUCACGGCGGAACAGUCGUGUGUUUGUGGUUAAGUUGGCGGACAGUAACAGAAAUGCUCCCGUAUUCUCUCAGGACGUAUAUAACUUAGAAGUCCGUGAUGACGUCAGAGUUAGUGAAGUGGUCACCAUGGUAACGGCAACUGACGAAGAUCAGGGGAGAAACGCAGAGUUGACAUACAUCAUAGAGAGUUUAUGCAUCGGGAAACUUAACGGGACUGAAGAGGAUAAGAGCAAGUGGUUUUCGAUUGAUCCCACAACUGGUCAUGUGCGCGUUUUGUCCAAGUUGUGGUGUGCUUUUACUCCAUCCUUUCGUAUACAAAUUGACGUGAAGGAUAAAGGUCGCGUGCCUUUUCAUGGAAAAACAACACUUAAUAUUUCCGUUCGGUGUUCUAAACAUUUGUUCAACUUCAGUGUGGCAGAGAAUGAACCUGAAGGGACUGAAGUUGGAAAAAUCCCUUUUUCCAAUGUUAUCCCGGAGAGGCCAGUUCAGAUAAGAUUGCUCUCGGACGCUAAUCAAGAGUUUGCCAUUGAUGAAAAAACGGGCGUCCUGACUACAAAGAGGCUACUUGACCGAGAAGAUGUUGCCUCAUAUUUGCUAACAGCUGUUUUAUCAGAUGGAAGCGCGGAAAUGAAACUCGCAGUGAACAUAAAGAUUGUGGAUGACAAUGAUAACUCUCCAGUGUUCAUAGGUUUAAGGGACCACGAUAACAUAACACUUACAAAACCGGUUUUUAUCGGAGAAACAAUUUUGAAAGUACAGGCUGCGGACGAAGAUUCUGGGUCAAACGGGAAAGUGCAAUACUCCAUUGUUGGUGGGAAUGACAAUCAAGUGUUUCGCAUAAACAAGCGAAACGGGAGAAUCACGCUUCGAAAACAACUGAAUAAGACGUUGUAUAAACUGACGAUCAAAGCUUCGGAUUCUGGUGUCAUUGAAGAAGAGAGUUUUCUCCGCUUAAGCAUCUCCUUCAAGUUCAUAACACCUGCCCCUCCCUCCUCACCCCCAACGACAAAAAAUGUUGGGGUAGUAGAUAGCAGGAAGGGCGGCUUCUUCGAGGAUACGAAAAUGAUCAUUAUUAUCGCGGUUGCUGCGGGAGUCUUGUUAUUGACUAUUUUCCUGACAGCGGUAUUCUGCAUUAGGCACAGGCGCAAAGGACAAAAGAAACCGGAUGAAGUGGGUAAUCGCGGGAGCUAUCAUGAACCAGAUAUCAGUCGCGAGGACGCGCUCAUGGCGUCCAAGAAAAUGUUUCACCAAGCUACCGCUAAACAGCGCCAGUCACCUGGUACACGACAAAAAACAGUCAACGUCUCACCCUACCCUAUUAAAAAGAUACACUCAAUGCCGUAUCAAGCCGCAGGGACAGGGUCUCCCACCGGACCGGUCAAACCGGAUAUGUACUACCCGGUCGAACAGGAGGUGAUAGAGUAUGGUAGCAGUGACGAUGAACUAGACAGUGGACGUGGUGGGAGCUCUCGCUCAAGUCCAUAUUGCACUCACAGUCCACCAUCCAAGAAGAAGGAGAAUUGGUCACACCCUCACGUGCGAUAUAACGCCCCUGCGCCUUACAGGGCUCCUGGUCCUGCUCUUCCCCCAUCCCCUCCCCCUUACGAAGAAGUUGAAAGGCGACCAGCAUUCGUGACUAUUUCAGGAAUCACGCAUUCCACUACGGAUCUCUAGAUACAUGUAUCCUUAACGCACACAUUAGCCUGCGUGGCAGGCAUUCAAAAGGGAAGGGGAAAGGAAUUUGGGCGAGAGACCGUGCGCGAGGGAGAACGGAGUAGAGGUACGCAGUCCUAUUCCUCCCCCACGCGCGCCUUUCGCGCUCACUCUUCUUGCGCGUCCGUAAUCCCCUUAUCCUUCCCUUUUAAACGCCUGCCACGCCAGGGUACACACACACACAAAUUUAAAAGCAGUAUCCUGAGCUUUGGACGCCGCGCUAGUUUCGAACGUCUACAUUAUUUCACCCCUAUCGAUCAUCGCGUUCUUUCUUGAAAUAUUGUAUAUAUACGUCCGUUACUGUUUACAUUCACCCAACUUUCGAUUACCUUAAAAACGAGAGGAAACUGGACCGAGCAUUCGCAAAGUCUUCUGGGAUGGUUACUGGGGACGCGCUGGUCAGCUGUUGGCCAAUUUGUUUUCCUGUCCCCAGUGACAAUCCCAGAAGUCUUUGCGAACGUUAACUUGUUUUGAGAAAUUUAGGUAGGUGAGCCAGCAUGAACUGAAAAAGCUAUUCACCUCAGUUGCUAGAGGCAAACGCCAAAACAAACAUUUAGGUCAAAAGAAAAAAAAACAGCUGAUUUGGAAUUGUACUAGAUUUAUACUGCUAUAUCAGAUAUGUUAUAUCAAGUUUUCUGAGUUUUCUUGUCUCCGGAAAGCGUUAAGUAGAAUGUUAAUAUUUUGUAAGUAAUUCACAAC